Mizuhopecten yessoensis (Yesso scallop) is the source of this 7253-nucleotide messenger RNA. RefSeq names its product menin-like. The record is from RefSeq and is a predicted model, not a curated record. The transcript has 6 exons. Gene Ontology annotation, molecular function: chromatin binding; Y-form DNA binding; transcription cis-regulatory region binding. Gene Ontology annotation, biological process: negative regulation of cell population proliferation; negative regulation of cell cycle; regulation of transcription by RNA polymerase II. Bases 7 to 2160 code for a protein of 717 amino acids. Lineage: Eukaryota; Metazoa; Mollusca; Bivalvia; Pectinida; Pectinidae. Gene Ontology annotation, cellular component: histone methyltransferase complex; nucleus; chromatin.
CGCAAGAUGGCGGGGUUCCGAGAGAAUGAAAAACAACAUUUCCCCCUUCAAAGUAUCCAAGAUGUGGUUGAUUUAUUCAGAGAUCAAUUGACAGGCAGUGAUGAACCUAAUUUGCCACUUUUAUCUAUCGUUCUUGGAGCUAUAGAAAAUGUUUUGACAGUGAAUAGGUCGUUGCCAGGUGAGAUUGAUCACUCAAAAACUCUGGAACCAAUUUUCCCGGUGAUUGAGUUGGAGACAGUGGAAGCUCUGUACGAAAAAUUUGUGACUCAUGUGAAACGAUCUAUUGAUCUCACUAAAUUUUGUGGUGAAGUUGCCACAAGAGAGUUAGUGAAACUAGUCUCGGAUGUUAUAUGGAGUUCUUUAAUGCGAAGCUUUUACAAAGACAAAGCACACCUUCAGUCGCUGUACAGUUUUUUGACGGGUAAUAAACUUGACUGUUUUGGUGUGGCGUUUGGCGUGGUGGCUGCUUUCCAAGUCCUUGGCUACAAAGAUGUCCACCUCGCCCUGUCCGAGGACCAUGCUUGGGUCACAUUUGGUCAAGACUUGUUGGAAACUGCAGAGGUCACAUGGCAUGGUAAAGGUAAUGAAGACAAACGAGGGCAACCAAUCACAAUGGGUGUCUCGGAGAAGAGCUGGCUCUAUCUCAACGAUCAGCCUGUCCUCUGUACCCGGCAGAUGGAGGUAGCAUCCAUUGUCAGUGGCAUCAACCCUUCCAUCAGUGCCACUGUUGACAGCCUAGAAAUGGGCUCUCUUCAACAGGAACUCUUGUGGCUGCUUUAUGAUAUGGACCAUUUGUCAAGAUACCCAAUGGCACUUGGUAACCUUGGCGACCUUGAAGAGAUAUCGCCAACUCCCGAACGACCACAACCUAUUGACCUCUUUAAUGAGGCAAUACAGUCAGCACUGGAGCAUUACAACAACCAACAUGUUUAUCCCUACACAUACUUGGGGGGAUACCUGUACCGCAAGGGGCACCACAAGAAGGCAUUGCAGGCAUGGGCAGAUGCAGCAGAUACUGUCCGAAAUUACAACUAUAACCGUGAGGAUGAAGAGAUUUACAAAGAAUUCCUGGAGAUCGCCAAUGACCUCAUUCCACACAUGAUGAAAAUUGUUGCCAGUGACAAUGCAGCACGGAUUCAUCACACAUCUUUAUUGUAUGACCCAGAUUGUUAUGCAAACUUUUUACGGUUUUAUGAUGGUAUCUGUGAAUGGGAAGAAGGCAGCCCGACACCAGUACUACAUAUCACAUGGGCCAAACAACUUGUCUUCUCCUUGUCAAAGUUUGACCUCAGUGUCCGGGAGCACAUUGAGGUCAAAGGGGAGGGGCUUGAGGACGAUUCCUCCAGUGAAGAGGAGGAAAUGGAGGAGGAAGUUAAUGGGCGGCGAGGAGAAGAGGGAGAGGACAAAGUCAUGGAUGACACCGAGCCUUCCAGUAGUCACAGACCUGGCAGAAGAGGGAGACGACCAAAAAUAAACAUUGAACCAGAAGGCAACAUAUCGGAUAUCAAGGUAAAUGGGAAAUCAAACGAGGAUCAGAUCAAAUCAGCCAUUGAGGAUUUAGUUAAUAAAGUUGGAGAGGAGGGACAAAGCGAUACCACAAACCCCAAUAUUGCAGCGCUUGCUCAGGCAUGCAGUGAAUCCAUCCUCAAUCCUGAGUAUCUGCUUGGGGGUGGAGACCCAUUCACCACGGCAACAAGCACCACAACGGUAGCAUCUUCCACCACCUCUGCCGACGCCCGCAUAGAUAUGCAUGAUUUCCUCAGCUCAAAGUCAAACGGCUCACCCUUCAUGGGUAUGACAAUGGACUCUGUGCUCAAGGCAGAGAGUCCUUCAGACAUGAUCAUGUUUCGAAAGCGACCAAGUUCAUCGACAACAAGGACGCCAACUCCUGUUUCAGAAGCAGCACAAACUUCUACUCCUGUUAACACCACUCCCUGUAACACAUGCUCUUUACCCUCACUCCUCCUUGGACCCCCAACUUUGGUGUGUCUGCGCAGUGAAAAAAUGAAAGGAUUGAAAAAGAUUUUCUCAUCAGCAAAACUGAAUGCUAGUGCAAUAAAACUCCAACUGACAGCACAGUCUCAAGUUCAUUUCAAGCACAGCAAACGCAGCACAGAUUCAGAGCUUGCCACUCAUCGGAAGCGAUCUCGGAGGGAGUAGCACUGCCUCAUCUGGUUGACAUGAUCCAGUUAAAAAACUGCUAUUACUUGCUUACUUGAUAAUUCAUGUCCAUGUGUUUGUUGAAGAAGAUAUGACCCUGCAAAAUUGGUUAAAUGGUUUGCAGUGUUAAGGGCAGACUUACAGUAUUUGGGAGUAUUUAAAGGGCAGCCAGUGUGUUCAGUAUGGAGGUUAUGUCUGGAGGUGACAAUAUCUCUAGCAGGGUCAACAUUUCGCGUCUUUCUACUAUGUGGUGAUCUUUUGUGUGAUAGAUGUGAGGUUGCAAGCAAUUAAAUAAUUUGGUAUGUUUGGAGCUCCUAAAUCUAACAGAAUUUAGUCCAGCAUAACAUGUGAUAUGCAAUUCUUUCCUAGUACCUCUAAACAUACAGAAUCACAAACAUACGUAAAAUAUUAACAAUUUCUGCAUCAUAUCAUAGAGGGUAGAAACAAUAUCCUCAUAUUGUUGGUACAUGUUAAAAUUUUGUGAUUUAUACAUAUUCAUAUUUGUGCAUCAAAUCUGUUGUUUACACUACAGUGUUACCAGGAGUCAAUACAGUACAAAUAAAAAAUGAUUAAGAUGUUUCUUAUUAAAAAAAAAAAAUCCUGACAAAUGACCUAAAUUAAAUUGCCAAUGGGCCAUAGGACAACACGAAAACAAAAUACUGGUUAUCUUGACAGUAAAUAAAUAGUUAAAUCAUGUGAUGCAUAUAAUGAAGCACAAUUCAUGGCAUUGUUACUAUUUGUAUAAUAUUUCUUCUCUACUUAAAUGCCAUUGGAACUUGUUUGUGAUAAUAGAUUGGAAUCAAGUGUCUAGUACAAAGUUUGUGGUGAGGAUCCCUGGUUAGAGAUGAUGCAAGAAAUACGUUUUUUGGUGCCACCUUUUAUCAUUCGUGGAAUAGAAACUCCCAGAUAUAAAUCCUAAUGAAUUUCUUCCAAAUCUUUUGGCAUAAAGCAUAAAGUAUACCAUAUCUUGUUUAUUUAAACUUUUGCAAGUAGAGACCAUUUCAGGAAAAAUACUAAAGAUUUUCCAAAUUAUAGCUUAAAAAGGGAAACAAAACCCACUGGUUUCCUUAGUCUGUCUGUUAACCCAUUCACCCCUGAAGACACAUUUUAACUCUUCCAAAUCAAAAGUUGGAAAAUAGUUCAUUAUGAAAUUUCAGGGGUGAAUGAGUUAAAAAAGAUAACUUUAAACUUCAUUAAGUAAUUGAAAUCUGAAAUCAGUUCUUAAGCAGUCCUGAUUUGUUUGGCAAGUGGUGACCAGAAUAGGUUACUGCAUGUAUAGUUCUUGUUGAUGUUAUCACUUAUUUUUCUCAUGUCAUGUGCAAUUUGAAGUUUUUUAUGUUUUUAUCUAUAUUUUAUAUGUGAAAAAAUAGUGACAAAAUAAUGACAUUUCAUCCAUGUAUUUUUUAACAAAAAAUGCCUUAUGAAAUUUCUCCUGAGAAAUAAGAAAGAAUUUGGAAUAGUUAACAGAAUGAGAAAUGAAUAGCUAUUGUACAUAAUUUAAAUAAGCUAACUGUGCUUGAUCCGUUAGCUUUAAGAUUAAUUUCUAUACAGUUUUGGCAAUAUUUGAUAUCGCUUCCUCUGAUUAAUGAUGAUGUAAUGUGAGCUGGGGGGUAAAAAUAAUGUUUUCAACAUUAAAUAUUUUGCAUGGAACUUUUAAAAAUGUGCAAAGUGUUAAGAUGAUUGAAAGUUAUGGAAUAGAAUUGUUUUUAGAUAUUGUUUACCUGAUAUUUGGUAAUUGAUUACAAGUUGACAUUAUAUUUAAGAUGUUGGGUCGAGUUUUGUUGCCCGGAGUGUACAAAUUUUGCCAUAAAUGAGACCAAUGAUGGUUGUCAUGGACCAUUUUUGGUACCACACAUUUGCAUAAAUGUGUAAAAGAUGAAUUGACUGACAAUGUUUUAUUUUUGUAUCUGACCAUUGUCCAAAGUAGUGGUCAGUGCAGAAGUACAGUUACCUCAGCUUAUCUGUCCUGAUCUGUAGCUCCACCAAUCAGCCAUUAUCUCCGGUGAUAGGUAGAAUCCUUAAUAGCAAAUAACAUCAUUUUGUGUCGUCCCCUCUGACUGGUCAGUCUGUUGAUUUUGUGAUAGAAUCAGUUAUUUGUUAUUUAACAUCAUUUUGUGUCGUCCCCUCUGACUGGUCAGUCUGUUGAUUUUGUGUUAGAAUCAGUUAUUCGAUAGUUAACAUCAUUUUGUGUUGUCCCCUCCGACUGGUCAGUCAGUUGAUUUUGUGUUAGAAUCAGUUAUUCGAUAGUUAACAUCAUUUUGUGUCCUCCCCUCCGACUGGUCAGUCUGUUGAUUUUGUGUUAGAAUCAGUUAUUUGAUAGUUAACAUCAUUUUGUGUCGUCCCCUCCGACUGGUCAGUCUGUUGAUUUUGUGAUAGAAUCAGUUAUGUUAACUUUUGACACUUUUGAGACUGAUCGUAUAAACAAAAUGGCCAACAGGCGGCCAUCUUAGAUUUUGACAGUGAAUGUUUGUUAUCGCUUUUUCCAAAGAAGUUCUGGAGGGAUCUUUCUCAAAUUUGAUAGGUAUCAAGAUUAUAAAGUACCCUAACCCUAACUUGGUCUGUAGUUGUGCAUGUUUACUUUGGAGAGUGAUCAUAAAACAAGAUGGCCACAGGAAGUACUAACGGGAUCUUUCUGAUAUUGUAAGGAUCUAUUUCUCUUACAUUUAAAGAACUGUACUGGUAAAUAUUUGAAACAUUUACUGUUUACAUGAAUUGAUCAAACAGAUAAGAGAAAAGAUCAAACUGACACAAACUAAUGAAGAUGGUACAAUGGUGGGCGCCAAGAUUCCUCUGUGAUCUCUUGUUUACAGGUUCUUCUGAAUGACUUUGAGUCAUACAUAUUUAAUAAGACUGUUUUCCCAUGGUUGCUUCAUUAUUAUCCCCUUGCAAUAAAAGUUCAAGGGGAUAUAGGAUUCAGCUGGUAUGUGUAUGUAUGUUACACUCUUUGUCAUUUCUCUAGCGACUUCAUUUCUCAACAGAAUUUUAUGAAACUUCAUACAAGUGUUUGCCAAGACAAUUCCUUCAAAAGAUGCAGUCGCUGGAGCAGAUACUGAUAUAUCAUUGAAGUUUCUAUUCAUUUCCUCCUACAUAUGUCACAAUAGGUGAAUGUGAGGGGAUUUGUAUCACUUGUGAUGCCUUGUUCAGGUUAGCGAUACAGGCCCUUUUGGCCUCUUGUUGAGAAUUAAACUUUGUUAGUGCUAUUCUUCAGAAAGCACUGUAGGGAUCCCUAUGGUCCCAAGCUGUGUAGAUUGAUUUUUUGGACUGAUAGGAAAACCAAAAUGGCCACUAGACAGCUAUCUUGAAAUUUGAGAGCGAAAGUUUGUUAGUGCUAUUUCUCUGAAAUUACUGGUGUGUUUGGCAUGCAGGUUCCUCUUAGUAUAUAGCUGUGCAUGUUUUCUUUGAGACUGAUUCGAAAAACAAAAUGGCAAAUAUGUGGCCAUCUUGGAUUUUGACAGUUAAGUUUUUUCAUCUCUAUUUCUGUGGAUGUUCUGGAGAGAUCUAAGUUUUAAUUGUAUGUUCCCUUAUUCCCCUUGUUAUAUUAUAUACCCCAUACUACCAAACCUUGGCAUUUUAUAUAUUACCACCAUAAAGAGACAAAAACAAUCAUGCUUUUAGAAUUGAAUCUUUGGUCUUGUCACACCCCUUCGGAUUAAGUUCUUGGGUGAAAACUUGGAAACAGUUGAGAUCCCCACCCUCUUACAAUUUACAUGAAUAAAUGUUAUUGUCCCUAGCUUCAGGUCAUAACUUAAAAAAUGUUCGGAUCCCCACCCCAUUAUCAUUUCUUCGUAUUUGUGGGACUUAUCUUAUCAUUAAGACUUGUUUGCCAUACUACAUUCAUUGAUGAUUUUUUGCCAUGAUUGCUUCAAUAUCCAGGUGAGCGAUACGGGCCCUCUGGGCAUCUUGUUAGGUCACUUUAUACAGUCUUAGUUGACCUGUUGUGAUUGCCUUAAGUUCGUCAUCAUGCAUCUUUUUUACUUCUCCAAAACCAAUCAACUAAUUUCAAUAAAAUUUUGCAGGAAGGUUCCAUGGUCAAAGGCAAACAGAAAUUCUUUGAUUAUACAAAUUUAAAUUCCUGUCCAGGGGCAUGAGAGGUGGGGCCAAAUUGGAUAAAACUUUUAACAAUAAUUUUCAGACCCAGAUAUAUUAGAAUUAAAUCUUCUUUGUUGAUGGAAAGGUCCUAAGGUGCUUUAUCAAAAUUAUGAAUUUUGUACCCUAGGGUUUCACAUAUCCCUCUUUGGAGAGGGUAAAAUUUUAUAUAAUUAAUGAACAAUUUGAGGUAUAUUUUGCAAUAUUGCUUCGUUACUAAUCUCUGGAACUAAGUCGUGAAUAUCAACUAUAUUUGGUGGGAAGCAUUUUCAUGUGGUAGGGAUUCAAAUUUUACAAUUGAAGGGGUGACCCCCCGGGAAGCUGAGGGACUGGGCCAAAAUACUUUUUUUUAACUUGAAAGUGAUUAAGGUCCUCCACCCUUUAACCAUAUAUACAACUACUGAGUAUCAAGACACAAAUAGAUAUCUGGCCCCACCCAUGGAGACGUACCAAAGUCACUUGGUCAUUCCUUUUAAAUGGUUGAGAUCCCCACCCGAUAACCAUAUAUACAAUUGCUAAGCACAAAGCCACAGAUACAGUAAUGUCCCAUUGAAUGGAUUUUACCAAAUUUGGCCUGGAGCAUCCUUGGGCAAAGGGGACUGAAUUUUGUAUAAAUGGAGGGUGUGGCCCCUGUGGGGGUAGAACAGGCGGGGCCCAAUGGGGGAAUUUGAGGUUAAUCUUUAAAAUCCUCCUUCUGUACCAUUGGAGGGAUUUAAAUCAAAUUUGGCCCAGAGUAUCCUUGGGCAAUGAAACUUAAUUUUGUAUAAAGGAGAGAGUGUGGCCUCCUUGUGGGCAGAGGGGCGAGGCCAAAUAGGGGGAAUCUAGUAAUAAAUGAUGAAAAUUCUUUUGUAUGAUUUGAGGGAUUUUUUACAAAUUUUGUGUAGAGCAUCCUUUGGCCGGUCUUGGGGAAGAAAGGCAGGGUUCAAUAGGGAAACUUGUGGUAAAUACUUCCGUAGCUAUUGAAGGGAUUUCUGUAGCUAUUGAAGGGAUUUUAACCAAAUUUAGUU